UUUUAUUUUUAUACAUAAAUUAUCAUUGAAAAUUUACAUUUUGGUACCUAAAAUUUUCAUUAUGACAUGUUACACAUUUUACUUAUUGAUCCAAAAUUGAGGAUGUCAUUUGGAUUCAUGAAUAAUUUAUGAAUCCAUUUGAUCCAAUCUAUGAAUCAACCAAUCCAUUUAAUCCAUAAAUCUACCAAUUCAUAAAUCAAUCCAUUACCACCGUAUUGAGAGAUUUGUCACGGUUAGGGGUGGGCAAAGGGACGGGACGGGAUACCCGUCCCGUUUAAAACGGGUACCCAAUCCCACUUAGAGAGUAAUCUUCAUCCCAUUCCCAAACCUGUACGGGUUAACGGGUACCCAUAUUGCCCGUUAAAUACCCAUUCAAUUGGUGGAAGAAACCGCAGCAACACCUGCUUUAUUAGUUAUCUCCCCCGCCAUCCGCCAUUUUUGUCAGUUUCGGGUACUUGUAAUCUCCAAACAUCCAGGCGAAGGCGGCCGACGGUGACAAAAUGCGGCGGAGGAUGAACGAAGGAGAAGCUGCGGCAGAGCUUCUUGAGCCUGGAGGAAGCUGGGCUGGUGGAAGUUUCCGGGCUCAGCUCCCACGAGCGAUUUCUCUGUCGAUAUCUUCGUUGAAGCUUCUGAAAGUGAAGCCAGAGCAAGUAGGGGAAGACAUGGCCAGGGUCGCAGGCGGGGAGUGGCUUAGGGAUUCUCUUUGAGAACAUUGCCAUGAUCAAUGUCUCCAACCCCGUUAUGAUCGAGCAGGAGUACGCCCAUCAAGAACUUGCAACAUAAGUACAUUACCAAGGUAAGGGGAAAAAGAAGUAAACAUGGGAAUCAGUUUAGCAAAAUCAAUAAUUUAUUUUAUG
Molecule: messenger RNA, 857 nt
Organism: Linum trigynum
Lineage: Eukaryota; Viridiplantae; Streptophyta; Magnoliopsida; Malpighiales; Linaceae
Source: the annotation of a GenBank genome assembly